GAAAAUAAAUGUAGAGUCCAAUGUCACUGUCUGGUUUUCAACCACGUCAUCUUUAACAGGUCGGACGAGAGAGAGAGAGAGAGAGAUAGAGCAAAGGAAGGAUAUUGAUAUGUAAGAUUAUUACCGCAUCGGUUUUCAAGUCGGAGAGAGAGAGAGAGAGCGAAGGGAGAUGAUUUUUCAAUUGAUUUUUGUUUGACAAAAUUUUUGUUUUUUCUUCUGAAACCGAGAUUUUUUUUUUUUUUUUUUGUUUUGCUUGUGUGGGUUCUCUCCGAUUGGGCGCGCCGAGAGGCUGGUGGAGAUAUGGCCGGAGCUAAAGAUUAUGAUCGCCGGGUUGCUGGCCCAUCGGUGGCCUCCGCGGAAGACGACGGUGGAUGUGUCCCUGAUAAACGCGGGAACGAGGAUUCUUCGUCCCUUGUUGAAGUCUCGUGCUCGAUUUGCCUCGAAUUGGUGGUCGACGACGGUACCAGAUCCAGGGCUAAGCUCCAUUGUGGUCACGAGUUCCAUUUGGAUUGCAUCGGAUCGGCGUUUAACAUGAAAGGAGCCAUGCAAUGCCCUAACUGCCGCAGUGUCGAUAAGGGUCAGUGGUUGUAUGCAAAUGGAUCUACUCGGCCGUUUCCAGAGUUUGUCAUAGAAGAUUGGAUCCCCGAAGAAGAUUUAUAUGGUUUAAGUUAUCCGGAAAUGCAAUAUCGGGUCCAUUGGUGCCCGUUUGGUGAACUCUCUCAAGCAGCUGCUUUCGAGGAACUGGAACCUACUACCACUACAUAUCAUAACGAGUUCCAUGGACACCACGCCGCUGCUUUGAAUCAUUCAUAUCUUGCAUACGCUGGACUGGGCCCAGCUGCCACUCCGAGAACUAGCGACAACACAGAUGACCAUCCCUGGAACACCCACUCGAAUGACCAUUUUCACCACCUUGCUGUUGCUCCCCAGUUUCAUCAUCAUCAUCAUCAUCAUUCCCCAUCGUUUUCUCUACCCGAUGCUCAUGUGGUUGAUGGGGAAGUCGACUCUUCAGCACCGCCGGGCAUUACACAUCCGCACCCAUUUCUCUUCACUUACCGGUCUAAUCCAAGAACCUCACCAGCAAUUAACGCUCACCAAGGAAGCAGCACCCAAAUGCGUGAACACCUUCACACGCAGCAUCCUGUUUUUAAUCAUCAGAGGCAACAUCAUGCCAAUGGUCCCAAUCUCGCAGCUCCUCUCGUCUCUUUGACAAGAAGGGGAUUACCGCCAACGAUGCCAGAUCAGAACGUCGGAUUCUUCAUCUAUCCACCUCCGAGCUCAUCAGGUGCACACCGUGAACCAGAAACCGAUCAAUUUCAUGCGUGGGAGAGAGAUUGGUUUCCACAUUUCCAUGCCCCGUCAAAUCACCGCACGAUCUCUAGCUUCUGGCACAGACACUUCUGAGACAAGUUUGUGUCUCUGAACCCUGAAGUCGCCUGGAAGAAUUCUAUCGGGCGUAUGAACAAUGUAUAAAAGAAAACUGGGGGACUUGUUUGAUCGAUCAAAACUGUUUAUGAUGUAACUAUAACUUGUUUCCAAUGUACAUUGUGAGCUUUACGAGAACCAUUGUUGCUAAACA
This is a messenger RNA of Eutrema salsugineum, 1579 nucleotides long. Its product is annotated as E3 ubiquitin-protein ligase RFI2. Gene Ontology annotation, molecular function: ubiquitin-protein transferase activity. The transcript is spliced from 6 exons. NCBI's taxonomy places the organism in Eukaryota, Viridiplantae, Streptophyta, Magnoliopsida, Brassicales, Brassicaceae. The coding region runs from base 301 to 1404 and encodes 367 amino acids. The record is from RefSeq and is a predicted model, not a curated record.